ACUCAAGAUGUUCAAACGCUUGUCAAAAUCGAGGCGCCAUAGCGCCGACGACGUUGCCCUCUCCUUAUCGGGUUCCGUGGACGAGCUGUCGGGGAGUUCGAUGCCGCGUGACAACAGUCAUCAGGAUCUGAGCACUGCCGGCUUGCUGAAAAUGUCCAGGUCCAAGUAUUCGCGAAGGAGCUGCGGCGACGCGGACGCGAUGCAGACGUUGCUCGAAGUGAAACAAGACGGUCAGCAGGAUGUCAUCGAGGCUGACUAUCAGACGGUUACGGCGGUGCCGGCCUUCAUCGUCGAGCAUCACGAUCCGGGUAAGCAGUCUCGAGUGUCGGGUCUAGGAAUUUGGGGUCGCAGGAUGGGCAGGAAGAUCGAUUCGUUUCGACGGACCAGAUCUCGCGAGACAAUCUGUUCCAUCGCAGAAAGAUCCGAUAGUCUCGAUCACAACAGUAUCAAUAAUAAUAACAACAUCAACAACAACGAUACUUGUACCAGCAACAACAAUAUCAACAUCCAACAACUGAGUCAGCUGCACCUGGACGAAAAGCUGAACAGGAAGUCACCGACGGUUUGUAACCGAGCUCCAUCUCCGUUCAAAUCGUUCUUCAUACGAAUGGGUUCCACCGGAAUGCUUAACUCGGCCAGAGCCAACAGAAGGUCUCAGAAUAUCGACGAGAGAACGAAACUACCGGACAAGGAGGGUUUGUUCCGGAGCUGCAGCACCAGUCAAUUGAACAGCAGUCCGACCUACGUGAAGGGCGACGAUCCCUCGGAAGGUAUAGACCUGCAGAUAGCCGCGCGAAAGGACAAGACGGUGUCCUGCGACGAUCUGGCGAAUCAUCGAAGCGACGAACAGGGUGUCUUCGAGGCUUCCUGCACCUCUCCGUAUUCCUUGAGCGGCUCCUCCGUGAGCUUCAGCACUUGCGACCUCGGACAGACCAAGGACGAGUCGUUGAUGAGGAAGAGCAGCAGUUGCGACCUGAAAGAGGCGAAGAAAUCCAACUUCCCGUACGCUUUCCUGCGAUCGAAACUCUCCGUUCUGCCGGAGGAGCGUCACGGACCCUCGUUCACCAAGGACGAAAGACUCUUCAAGACAGUCUCGGAAGAGCACUUCCCGACCUUGCAGAUCGAGGACUCGUACAUCAGUACGACGACUCUUGGACGGAAGAGAUCCAGGAUCGGUUACAACGGCCGAGGCGACAACGCGAGGAAUCGGGAGACGGCCUCGCGACCUAGUCGGACUUCUUGCGCGGAAUUCCAAAGGAAUUCCAGCAGAUACGAAGCCAACAGGUACAGCCUGAAUGCGAGCCGCCUCGAACGAAUCGAGGCCGGCUUCCAGCAGGAGGGUGUCGCGACCUGCUACAGCCUGUUCGACAGCAGUUUAUUAUCCCUUCGGGAGAACGUCGAGUUUCAUGUCGAGGAUGCCGCACGCGACAAGGACUUUACCGGUAAAAUGGAGCUUGGAAUUGCCUCGGAGGGUUGCAACGUGGACCUCGACGUGAUGGCCGCCAUCAGGAACAACCGGCGGAAUUCCGUGUCGAGCUGCGAGCAGAGACUGUCAUCUCACUACGUCAGUUCGAAUGAAUCCGGGUACGAUAGCGACGGACCGCGAGGUGAGCCCGUAAUAGCUUCCGAGAACGAGGGACUGGGUCUCAAGUGCAGCUCCGACACCAGCAGCGUCAUGGACGCGGAAACGGAAAAGCCGAUAAGGAGCUCGACGCCCAGCGAGUGCCAGGAUCAAGAUGCUGGGAAGAUUCUGAGGCGGAAUUGCGACGAGAGCAGAUCGGACGUGAUCUCUCGGAUGAGCAUCGAGAGACUCGACGGUCUCAGGUGGCACCGGAGCGGUUCCGGAAGGAUGCUGCCCAGCAUUCACGGGACGUCCUUCGAGGAGGAAGCCGUGUCGCGGCUGGAGGACACUCAGCUUCCGAGUUGCGAAGAUAGACUGAGUCUCUUGGCGAAUACGAAGACGCUGGACGUCUCGCCUCAUCGCAUGAGGUUGCAGCAGGAUAAAACCAGAUUUCUCAGCGAUAUCAUUCAGCCCUUAACGCGGGUACGGCGAUGCUGUCCGAUACAGUUGCACAAGAGGGAGCCUAAAGAGAGUCUAGGGAUUCGACUGGCGCAGCAGAAACUAAGUGAUCUGCGGUACAUCGUCGUACAACUCGAAAACGAGGGCAUUGCUCACAGGGACGGCAGGUUGAGAUUAGGCGACGAGAUCGUCGAGGUCGAGGGCAAAGAGCUGCGAACGUUGGAGAGCCUCGAGGAAGUUCAGGAGUUUCUGAGAUCUCUUACCGGUAACACCGUACGAUUAACGACGGCUUAUGAGGAGACGAUGCCGCAAGUAUAUGAAAAUCCAUCGUCGAGUACUUUACCCAGCGAGUACGAGUACCUGGAGAACGCGAGGAACCUCUCCGACAUGUCGUUGAUUGACGCGAUCGAAACGAAUCACGCUUCCUCUUCGUCAGGCACGGAGAUGACAAAGAAGAAGAAGAAGAAGGCGAUCGAUGCUAGCGCGGAGUCACUUCAGCAGAGGAAGAGACCCGAUUUCCUGCCGCUCGAAAAUCAAAAGGACAUCAAGGACAACGGCCCGGAACCCGCGACAGAAUCGCAACAAUAUCUGACGAAGCACGUGGCCAGAUUCGAAAAGGGUUACGGCAAAGCCAGCUUAGGUUUUAGCGUCGUAGGUGGCAGAGAUAGUCCGCGAGGCGACAUGGGAAUUUUUGUGAGGAGGGUUUUUCCAGGUGGUCAGGCCGACACUUCCAAAUCGUUGUUUCAAGGCGAUGAGAUCUUAAGCUUGAAUGGACAAAUUUUGAAGGGACGCACGCAUCAGGAAGUCAUCGAAUUGUUUAAGACGGUGAGAGAGGGUAUCGUCGAACUAGAGAUUACGAGAAGACACAGAUAUCCUAGGAAUACGUUGAAAAGUGCGCCGUAUUAAAAAAGAAUCGAUGGAAAGGAAGCUGCCCACCGGAAGUGCUCUUUAGAUUUAGAUUUAAAAUCUAUUAUAUCGUCCAUAGGAGAAAACGGCGUUUUAGGAUUCUAGUCUAUCAAAAGAAAUCUAUGACUCUCUUACGACGUGUUCUCUCUCUUUCAUAUAAUUUAUUCCGCGCGACUGCCUAAUAGAUUAAUGUUUUAUCAUUAAUAGUAUUAUUAAUAUUAUUUUUAUUAUUAUUAUAUAAUAUAGUGCGGUAUUGUUAUAACUAUACAUUAUUAUACCACAUUUUUAACAUAAGAUUUUAUACGAAUAAUGUAACAACGCAAUAAGUAGAAUCUAUUAUACGCAUCUUUUUAAUCUUAUAGAGGACAAUAAAGAGAGGAUAUACUUAGAUGGUACCGUUGAAAAAAGGUACCGCAUCCAGAUUAAUCUUAA
Molecule: messenger RNA, 3358 nt
Organism: Nylanderia fulva
Lineage: Eukaryota; Metazoa; Arthropoda; Insecta; Hymenoptera; Formicidae
Source: RefSeq, a predicted model, not a curated record